AUGUGCACGAGUGAAUCGGAAUCACUUGAAUUUCCCGAUUAUCUCAUAAUAAAUUGUCCUCAAGAAGCUGUUUCAGACGUGAACAUAAAUGGUUUCGUUCGGUCUGUCCGUGCACAAAAGCGAUAUCACUUUGUCUCUCUUGGCGAUGGCUCUUCCCUCGAAUCACUCCAAGCUGUAGUACCUGUUGAUCAGGCCGAAGGUCUAACUAUUGGAGCGGCAGUCCGGCUGCAUGGGUCUUGGAUCCCGUCCCAAGGUCGUGGACAGAGCCAUGAGCUCCAGGUUGAACGAGCCGUGAUCUUGGGACCGUCCGAUGCCAAGACGUUCCCCUUGCAGAAGAAGUACCAAACUCCGGAAUACCUCAGGUCCUUACCACAUCUUCGACCGAGGAUACCAUUCAAUUCCGUCGUCCUGAGGCUUCGCUCGGAGAUCAUUGCGUCCCUAGUCAAAUUCUUCGGUAGCCGUGAUUUCGUACAGACUCACACACCUAUCCUCACUUCAUCAGACUGUGAAGGUGCUGGUGAAGUCUUCCACGUGUCGGCUGGUGACUCUGCUCGGUCCUCUAAAGAGUCUGAGACACCUAAACCUUUCUUCCGUCGACCUGUAUAUACGACAGUGUCAGCCCAACUGCAUUUAGAAGCUCUGGCUCAGGCCCUUGGCAAUGUCUGGACACUGUCUCCAACAUUUCGUGCCGAGAAAAGUGACACCCCUCGUCACCUUAGCGAAUUUUACAUGCUAGAGGCAGAAGUAAGCUUCGCCGACAAGUUGGACUCCGUAAUGGACCUUGUUGAAGAUAUGCUAAGACAUAUCUGCACCGAUCUCAACGGAUCGAGAUGUAAGAGUGAGAUCCUAGCACGCGUAGGUGAAGGCUCCUCAGGCCUGACCACAGCGGAACAGGUCUCCCAACGUUGGGAUGGUCUUGCACGGAAAGCCUGGCCUCGCAUUACCUACAGAGAGGCCAUUGAACUGCUGAAGCAGUCCGAGGUGCCCUUUAUUCACAGUCCUCAUUGGGGCAAAGAUCUUCACACUGAACAUGAGAAAUAUAUUGCUAAGAAAGUAGGUCAUGGCGAUACCCCCGUAUUCGUCACCAACUACCCGCGAGACAUCAAACCUUUCUACAUGAAGGCAGAUGCAGAGACGCACAGCACAGAGGCUCCUGGUACAACCGUCGAAUGCUUUGACCUCCUUGUGCCAGACUUCUGCGAGAUCGCCGGCGGGUCCAUGCGCGAGCAUCGAUUAGAGAACUUGGUAGAAUCCAUGCGCAAUCACGGGAUGGCUCCGAGGAUAACCCCAGAUGACAUUUCCGAGCCAUCAGAAACGGUUGAAAAUAACCUUAACUGGUACGUUGACUUGCGGCGCUGGGGCUGUCCUCCGCAUGGAGGAUUCGGCUUGGGCUUCGAUCGGCUGAUAUGCUAUCUCUCCGGUGUCCAAACAAUACACGACACAUCCGCAUUUCCCCGCUGGUACGGCCGAUGUGAUUGUUAA
Daldinia caldariorum is the source of this 1482-nucleotide messenger RNA. Its product is annotated as asparaginyl-tRNA synthetase. Gene Ontology annotation, biological process: asparaginyl-tRNA aminoacylation. NCBI's taxonomy places the organism in Eukaryota, Fungi, Ascomycota, Sordariomycetes, Xylariales, Hypoxylaceae. Gene Ontology annotation, molecular function: nucleic acid binding; ATP binding; asparagine-tRNA ligase activity. The record is from RefSeq and is a predicted model, not a curated record. The transcript has 4 exons. The coding region runs from base 1 to 1482 and encodes 493 amino acids. Gene Ontology annotation, cellular component: mitochondrion.